Octopus bimaculoides (California two-spot octopus) is the source of this 1060-nucleotide messenger RNA. Its product is annotated as colorectal mutant cancer protein. The record is from RefSeq and is a predicted model, not a curated record. Lineage: Eukaryota; Metazoa; Mollusca; Cephalopoda; Octopoda; Octopodidae.
CCUCCUCUCCUUUUAAGCAGGAUGUUGAUAAUGCUGACAGUGGCAAUGUAAGCAUAGACAGUCAUGCCAAUGAGAUUAGUGAGGCCCAGAGACGGGAGAAGAAGCUGAAAGGUAGAAUACAGGAGUUGAUGAUUACUCUGGAGAAACUCUCACGAAACUCAGAGAUUCGACAGCAACAAUCAACGGAAUUUGUGAAUGACUUGAAGCGUGCCAAUUGUGCCUUGAUAUCAGCUUUUGAAAAAGCCAAGAAAAAAUACCAGAGCCGCUUGAAAAAGAUGGAAACUCAGAUGCAAGAGAUGAAGAAACAGUAUGAAAAACAAUUGCGUCAAAAUGAGAAUCGGCCAGCAUUGCCAGAUGACAAGACUCAUGCUGCUGCCUCUACAAAUGAGACAUCCCUAUAGCAACACACCACACACCCACUCCCAAUCCCUUCUCCUACUACUACUCCCUUUUGAAUUCCAUGGCAGCCCAUCCUCUCUCCACCAUUAUCACUAGCCUGCCCACCACCAACAACGCCUUUAUUUAUUUCAAACUACUUUUUACAACUUAUUACUCACCCCACUCCCUUUACACACAUUCAACACAUAUUUUUCGCUUGUUUUAUAUAAAAUAUAUAUGUGUGUGUGUGUGUGUGUGUGUGUGUGUGUGUAUAUAUAUAUAUAUAUAUACGUAAUUAUGUAAUAUAUGUGUAUAUUUGUGUUUGAACACACACACACAUAUUCUUUACCGGUUUCAGUCAUGCUGGAGUACUGUGCUGAAGAGAUUAAGUCAAUCAUAUCAUCUUCAGUGGUUAUAUCAGAGUAGUGUCUGACAGGUUAAGUUACCUUUUGAUAUGAAGGGAUGCAAAACAAGUCAAUCUACAAACAAAUUACAAAUAUACACUCAUAAACACACACACUUACACACAUACAUAUACACACUCAUAUACACAUACAUGUAUACACACUCAUAGAUAGAGGUACCUUUUCUUUUCUAUUACUUUUCUCAGUCAUCGGAUUGCAGUAAUGCUGAGGCAUUGCCUUGAGGAAUUUUAGUUGAUAUAUAUAUAUAUAUAUAUAUA